This is a messenger RNA of Penaeus vannamei (Pacific white shrimp), 791 nucleotides long. The record is from RefSeq and is a predicted model, not a curated record. NCBI's taxonomy places the organism in Eukaryota, Metazoa, Arthropoda, Malacostraca, Decapoda, Penaeidae.
CGGAACUGUUGACCUUUGAGGAGACGCGGCCGAUUCGCCUCCUGUGGCACCUGCCUUGCACCCCUGUGGCACCUGCCCCCGGGCCUCCCUCAGACGACAGUUCUAGCCCCACAUGCCCUGCGAAGAACCCAUGUCAGUGAACGAGGCUUGCGAGGUCUAUCAGGCUACUGGUCCCAUUUGGAGUGUUGGCAACCCGUCCUGAGGUAGAGGAGCGGAAUAUUUUGGCAUUGGGAAAUAUUUUCAGGGGUUGAGAAGUAAAGGACAAUGUCAGGGUCUGAAGCAGCAGCAAUACAGGUACUGACUCGUGCGGUGCAGCUUGAUGGGGAAAAGAAAUUUGCUGAGGCUUUAGCAUGCUAUGAACAAGGCAUUAGACUACUCCUGCAAGCAGCUAAAGAAGUCAAAGAUGAAACAAAACGUAGUCACUUCAAGAAAAAGACAGAAGAGUACCUGGAACGAGCAGAAAUAAUGAAAGAGGCGGUAAAUAAACAAAAAGAAAUUGGACGCACCCACAGACAAAUUCAAAUUGAAGAUGGUGACACAGGCUACAGUUAUGAGACUAUUUUUAGUCCUCUCAUAGACAAAACUUUAUCAAGUGUGGUCGUAGUGGACGCAUACAUACGGUCAACUCACCAGAUCUACAACUUUCUGCACUUUUGUGAGUUGUUUGUCCGUAAAGCAGAAUGCCUGAAGUCAAUCACAUUGCAGACGACCCAAGACCCAGUUGAUCCUGGGUGAGAUGUGACGUGUUUUUGUCUGUGUGCAUGCAUCUGUGUAUAUUUGUGCUCAUGUGA